AUGAAGGGGAUCUGCCUCGGGGCGAAACAGGCCAGCUUGAAUUCGAAACACGCCAGAGGCGGCGCCCGAUCGCCACCGAGCGUCAAAACAGCUUCUCCGAGCCACGUUUUAGAGAAGCGUCCGAUCAACAAACGGGGCUUAGGGGUGGGGGAAACUUCGACUAGACUCCGGCGCUGCAAGCGAACCGACCCACCUGCUGCGUGGGCAGCGCGCUCGGGGCUCCACGCCUCCGGGACCCGCGGGCGCUCGCCGUCCCCAACUGGUGCCCGCCUUGGCGAACCUCUCCGGACCGGUCGCUUCCCUUCGGCCCCCGGAGGCUGCCCCUUCCCGUUCCCCGGGCCCGCUCUUUCGGAGCCAGCUGCGCCUCCCCCGUCCGCCCACCCGGGUUGGAACGGCGAGACCGCUGAGACGUGCAGGGCUUCGACGGCUACGGAUCGCCUCCACCACGCGGGGGCGCCCGCGGCGAGGGCGAACAUGAACUUGUGGCUCUUUCUGUCUCUCUGCGGGGCCCUGCUUCCACCUUUGGCUGCAGAAUCAAGUAGUGAUGCAACGCACGACCCCUUCAAUUAUGAUUAUAAAUCCCUGAGAAUUGGAGGGCUGAUUUUUGCCGUUGUCUUGUUCCUGCUUGGCAUUCUCAUCAUACUCAGUCGACGCUGCCGUUGCAAAUUCAACCAGCAACAGAGGACGGGAGAACCUGAUGAGGAGGAAGGGACCCUGCGCAACUCAAUCCGGCGCUUGUCCACCAGGAUGAGGUAGAAGAACAUCAGAACUGGCUGCCUCCGAGAUGCUGCUGUCUGCUGGAUCCACACAGUGCUGCUCUCCUUGCACCACAGUCCUAGCUCUAGAUCCCCCACCCAGCCAAAGACCCAGCUGGCCAAGUGGAUCCCGGGCCAGAUGCCUUCGGGGCCCCUCCAAGCCCCAGCUAACUCUCAGAACCUCUCCUUAACCUUCCUGCUUGGCCUCUGCUGCUGCUCUCUUGUCUCAUAGAGAUGAGGUUGAUAGCGAAGCUUUGAUCUAGCGCUAGGCAAUGGGGAAAGUGCUGUCAGCAGGCACUUCUCGCACACGCUUCUUCCCUAGACUGUAAUCAAGAGCCUUCCUAAGGAAGUGGGGAUCCUGUCAGGGGAUAGUGCUGAUUCGUGUGCGUAAAAGUGCUGUUAAGUGGCAGCUGACAGAUGGCAACCCUGGACUUCUUUGGUGGUCUCCAGGGGUGGAAUUCUAGCAGGAGUUCCUUUGCAUAUUAGACCACACACCCCUGGUGUAGCCAAUCCUCCAAGAGCUUACAAAAAAGAGCCUUGUAAGCUCUUGGAAGAUUGGCUGCAUCAGGAGGUGCGGCCUAAUAUGCAAAGGAACUCCUGCUAGAAUUCCACCCUGGUGGUCUCCCAUUCAUGAACUAACCAGGGCUGGCCCUACUUAGCUUCCCAUAUCAAAACAGACCAGUCUAGCCUGGGCCAUUGAAGUCAGAGUGCAGUGCUGAGAGCUUGGUCUCAUCCCAGGCAAUGAAAGUGGCAGGAGGAGGGCAGAGACUUGGAGCCCUGGGGUUUGCAUGGGAUGUGAUAGAGGCAGAGAUGGCCAUAGGGUGUAUGCUCAUUUGUGCAUGAGCCUUUGUAGCAAUGAGAUGAAAUAAAAUAGGGGCAGUGGUGCCUCUUUUAUGCCACCUUCCAGCCCCUGAAAAACUGCAUUCUCCCUCUCGCUUUAGCUCCACGGUAUCUUGAUCUGUGACAUUCAGUGGCUCAGGAGCAACACUCCCUCUAAGCUGUGGAGUCUUGGGAGCAAAAAAUUAUACUUUGUGAGCUACUGGCAUUAAAGCUGUGAGCAACUGCAUAAAUUAGUCGGCUUUCAGGCCAUUUUCCCUGAGCUAAGACAAAAAUGUGUGAGCUGAAAGCUAAAACACUGUGAGCUAGCUCCCACUAACUCAGAUUAGAGGGAACACUGGGUCCCCCCUGGAGCAAAUGGCUGCUUUGGAGGGUGGACUCCAUGGCAUUAUACUCCCCCCUACCUUUCCCAAAACCCUGACCUCCCCCGGGGCCCAACUCCUCCAAUUCUCCAGGAAUCCCCAGCCUGGAGUUGGCAACCCCACUCACAACACAGGGCUCGUUCUCUGUUUCCCUUGCACAGUCUCAGGCUGCGGCUGAGCUCUCAGUGCAGGGGAAGUGUAGGUGUGCGGGUCUGUGUAGGAAGGCCAGGUGGGAAUUCGACUCCUGGGUGCAGUGAAGGACAGGCGUCUGGGCUGAAUGGAUUGGGAGCCCCAUCUCUGGGAGCGCAGUUUGGACCUCCCGCCACCCUCCAAUUGAGGUGCUUCAUUAUGAUCUAGACCCAGGGCUUGUUGCAAGGUCCAAAUGGCUUAAGCUGCUCUGCGAUUCCCACCCCCGCUCCCCACCUCGCCUGCCUGAACCAGAAACGGAGGCUGGUUAUACUUUUUGAGUUAUAGAAUAUACUUUGUGAGCUACUGGCAUUAAAGCUGUGAGCGACUGCAUAACUUAGUCGGCUUUCAGGCCACUUUUCCUGAGCUAAGACAAAAACGCCACCUGUGGCUCUUCUGAGCACCGCUUUCCAAUGUAGAACCUGCUCCGUGCCUCAGGCCCUUGCCUGAUGGAGCUCGUGGUUGGCAGGCGGUUCCUGCCUUGAAACAGCCACUUCUGGUGGAAUGGGUAGACCACAAGCUUCACAGGCCUCGUGCCAGGAAUGCAAAUAAACGUGGCUCUUCUUUGUUGAGUUGAUGCAAAUGUGGCUCUCUGUGAACUGCUGGUCUAGACUGAUGUACAGCAGGGGUGGCCAACGGUAGCUCUCCAGAUGUUUUUGCCUACAACUCCCAUCAGCCCCAGCCAUUGGCCAUGCUGGCUGGGGCUGAUGGGCGUUGUAGGCAAAAAACAUCUGGAGAGCUACCGUUGCCCACCCCUGACGUAAAAUAUCGUGUGGCCAAACAGUGGCUCGGGAGACACAUGUGACUCUUUCACACAUAUUGUGUGGUUUUCAAAGCCUCCACUGCCCCGUCGGCCAGCUUGGAGAAGGCAUUUGUCUCUUUCAGUCACUUAAAUCACUUGCCAAGCCAAGCCAGCAUUUAAAGUUAAAGUUGCUUUCUUUCUACCUCUCCCCUCCCUCCCUUCCGGGUCUUGCAGCUCUCAAAUAUCUGAGGUUUAUUCUAUGUGGCUCUUCUGUUAAGCAAGUUUGGCCACCCCUGUACAAUAGCAUUCUCUGGCACACAGCCAUCCACUUUCUCUCCAGCAGAGGACGAUAGUGACGUGCACUAGCUAAGUGUCAUUUUCUCAUGGUUCAGAGGUUCUCAUGGUUCAUCUCUCAAGAUUCUGAGGCUCCCUUAAGGCAGAAGGCAGCACUUGCUGCUUAAAGUGGGUCCCUACAGAAAAACCUUCCCAUCCAGCCUCAUUCUCAUGGCUUUGCUGACCCUGUUGUGUGUUUCUUCGGAUCCCUGUGAGCCUAGCAAGUGCCUCUUAUUAUGACAAUAAAAAUGCUACUUUCGUCAA
Messenger RNA from Heteronotia binoei (common prickly gecko), 3479 nucleotides. RefSeq lists its product as uncharacterized. The transcript has 9 exons. Bases 1 to 756 code for a protein of 251 amino acids. The record is from RefSeq and is a predicted model, not a curated record. NCBI's taxonomy places the organism in Eukaryota, Metazoa, Chordata, Lepidosauria, Squamata, Gekkonidae. Gene Ontology annotation, molecular function: sodium channel regulator activity. Gene Ontology annotation, cellular component: membrane. Gene Ontology annotation, biological process: regulation of sodium ion transmembrane transporter activity; monoatomic ion transport.